Messenger RNA from Strongylus vulgaris, 678 nucleotides. The record is from the annotation of a GenBank genome assembly. Lineage: Eukaryota; Metazoa; Nematoda; Chromadorea; Rhabditida; Strongylidae.
AUGCCCACUGUGGCUAGUGUAUUAGCCGAGCAGAAAGCGGCAUCAAAGCAGAAGCCUACGCACGAAAAUGGUGGCAAUUCUCCUACGAAAACAACCAAAGUAAAUAAUUCUCAGAAAAGUCAGCAGCCAAUUCAAAAACCCAAUGGAGAAGCUAAGGCUAUUCAAAAAGUGGAUACUUCAACGCCUAGACCUACUACAAAAGUUGAGUUUCCAACGUCUCCCCCUUCGAGGUCCAAAGAUCUUCCACAAAAAAGUGCAGACGUAUUACCUAAAAAUCAGCCAUUACCAUCAGUGGUGGGCUCUUCUAACAAGAAGCAACCCAGACCGAAUGUGCAAGAAAAUGGCACUUUUGGUUCAGGAAAGAUGGCACAGGGCAAUAAUUCUGUACCUAAGCCAAAGCCCAUCGUUUCUGCAUCUCCUUCAGCAUCGGAGAACCCUCGACCCGUUCAACCAGUACUUCCACAAGUGCUCAAUCCAGUUGCUGAGGUGCGAACGGUGCCGACAGCGUCGCCUGCGACGGAGACUACUCCCAAGUCAUCAAAUUCGAUCCCAAAUGGAGAAGCUACCUUAACGGCGAGCUCAUCGAAUUCGGCAGUGAAAGAAUCGACAGCAGCCGUCUCAGAGCCAGUUGUUAAGGUGAAAUUUCAAUUAUUCCUCUUAUUUUUUCUUACUUUCUAA